AUGGGAGCCAUCCUCCUCGAAGGGCAUCUUGUUGUCGAGGAUAUCGAGCAAUGGUGCUUGCGGAAGGGCCGCCGAGGCGGCAUCGACGCGGUAUUGGCAGUCGUAUUCUUCAACACGGACCCUGCUGCCGAGGAAUAUGUCCGAAUCAAAGCGCACGUUGCUGAAAAGGCGGGUGUCGGGUAUUGGGUUUGCGAAAUAUCUCCCGAGGCCUCCUCGGUCGAAGUCCAGAAGCAGAUUCAACAACUGAACGAGAACGAGCAGGUCCACGGUAUACUCGUUCAGCGCCCGUUACCGGAACAUCUCAACGAGCCCAAGAUCAUGGCGUCCAUCAGCCCGGACAAGCACGUCGAGGAAUAUUGCGAGGGGCAGCCCAGCAACAUUGCGGCCGACGCCCUCGGUCGCCUCCUCUCCGAGCAUGGGAGGAGCCGUGUGUUGUGUCAGUCCGUCGUGCAUGUCGUGGGGUUUGGCAAUAUCAUCACCGAUAGUUUUACGUCACACAUGAGGCGCCACUACCCCCGGGUCAGCGUUUCUCCAAGUCUUCCCAAAGUCACCUCGGAGCAGGUUGACCGACCGGCCGUGCUCAUCACGGAACUUCAUCGCGGGCCUGGCUUCAUCAAGCCAUGUAUGAUUCGUCCCGAGGUGAGGGUUAUUAUCGACCUUGGCUUUUAUUCCACGGAAGAGGGCAUCGUGGUUGGGGACGUUGACCACGCAGUGUUUGAGAAGAAUGGGCUUGCCGUCGCUCCGACACCCGGUGGUGUGCUGCCUGUCCUGCCGUGGUUGAUGAUGGAGAGGACUAUUCGAGCAAAACGGCUCUUGACCCGGAAGGAGUCGCGAUUCUGCUGCACAUGUCAGUAG
Messenger RNA from Metarhizium acridum CQMa 102, 855 nucleotides. The record is from RefSeq and is a predicted model, not a curated record. Lineage: Eukaryota; Fungi; Ascomycota; Sordariomycetes; Hypocreales; Clavicipitaceae.